Messenger RNA from Phascolarctos cinereus (koala), 2871 nucleotides. RefSeq names its product phospholipid phosphatase related 3 (gene PLPPR3). Gene Ontology annotation, biological process: phospholipid metabolic process; phospholipid dephosphorylation; signal transduction. Gene Ontology annotation, molecular function: phosphatidate phosphatase activity. NCBI's taxonomy places the organism in Eukaryota, Metazoa, Chordata, Mammalia, Diprotodontia, Phascolarctidae. The record is from RefSeq and is a predicted model, not a curated record. Gene Ontology annotation, cellular component: plasma membrane.
GCUCGGGCUCCGAGUCCAGCUCCCGGCUGCCGCCGCCGCCACCGCCUCUAGACUGGGAGGGCCCCGCCGGUCCCUGCGGAGCCCCCGAGCCUUGGGGCCUUGACCUGACUGCCCUGUCCCUAGCCCCCAGGACAUCAUGCUUUCAGCCAAGGAGAAGGCCAAGGGUCCAAAGGACAGCAUGACACUCCUGCCGUGUUUCUACUUUGUGGAGCUCCCCAUUGUCGCCUCUUCCAUUGUGACCCUUUACUUCUUGGAGCUGACCGACCUUUUCAAGCCAGCCAAGGUGGGCUUCCAGUGCUACGACCGGACCUUGUCCAUGCCCUACGUGGAGACCAGUGAGGAGCUUAUCCCACUGCUCAUGCUCUUAAGCCUGGCCUUUGCUGCCCCAGCUGCCUCUAUCAUGGUCGGGGAAGGCAUCGUUUACUGUCUCCAGUCCAAGCUGAAGGGCCGCACCAACGCGGAGGGGAGCAUCAAUGCUGGGGGCUGCAACUUCAACUCUUUCCUGCGUCGGACAGUCCGCUUUGUAGGCGUCCAUGUAUUUGGCCUGUGUGCCACAGCCCUGGUCACUGACAUCAUCCAGUUGGCCACAGGCUACCAUGCUCCCUUCUUCUUGACAGUCUGCAAGCCCAAUUAUACCUUGCUAGGCAUCUCCUGUGAUGCCAACCCUUACAUCACCCAGGACAUCUGUUCCGGCCAGGAUGCUCAUGCCAUCCUCUCUGCCAGGAAGACCUUCCCAUCCCAGCAUGCCACCCUUUCGGCUUUCGCAGCUGUCUAUGUGUCGAUGUACUUUAACUCCAUCAUCUCGGAUAGCACCAAGCUGCUCAAACCCAUCCUGGUCUUUGCCUUUGCUAUUGCUGCGGGGGUGUGUGGCCUUACCCAGAUCACACAGCACCGAAGCCACCCCAGUGAUGUCUACAGUGGCUUCCUCAUCGGUGCCGGCAUUGCUGCCUACCUGGCCUGCCACGCAGUGGGUAACUUCCGGGCCCCACUGGAGAAGCCCCCAGCCCCACCACCAGCCAAGGAUGCCCUUCGGGCCCUGACCCAGAGAGGCCAUGACUCUGUCUACCACCAGAACAAGUCAGUCAGCACAGAUGAGCUGACACCACAGACCCGACUUGAGGGCGUGCCCCGGCCAGUGCCACGGGAGAAGACGUCGCUGGGCAGUCUCAAGCGUGCCAGUGUAGACGUAGACCUUCUGGCCCCUCGGAGCCCCAUGGGCAAAGAGAACAUGGUAACCUUCAGCAACACCCUGCCCCGGGUCAACACCCCAUCCCUGGAUGACCCUGCCCGCCGCCACAUGACCAUCCACGUGCCCCUGGAUGCCUCCCGCUCCAAGCAGCUCAUCACUGAAUGGAAACAGAAGUCUCUGGAGGGGGGACGGGCCCUGGCCCUGGCUGAGGAGGUUGGACCAGGCCAUCUCCGAGGGGCUGCAGAGCCCAUGGCCGAGGAAGAAGAGGAAGAGGAGGAGGAAGAAGAGGAGGAAGAGGAAGAGGAGGAGGAGGAGGAGGGGGGCCCCAUCCCGCCUUCCUUGUACCCGACCGUGCAGGCCCGGGCUGGGGCCGAAAGGGCAGGGCUGGGGCCCCGGGUGCUCCUGCCGCCACGGGCUGGUGCCCCCCCAUUGGUGCAUAUCCCCGAGGAGAGUCAGGCCACGGCCAGCAGCCCAGCAAGCGCCAGCCUCUCCCCCAAGAGCAGCUCAGCCGUGAGGGCCAAGUGGCUCAUGAUGGCCGAGAAAGGGGGAGCCUCUGUCACGGCCCCACCGCGCGUGGCCAACCCACCCCGGCUCCUGCAGGUCAUUGCUAUGUCCAAGGCACCAGGCAUGGGGCCUGGGGGUCCGCCGGGCCCGAAGGCGGCCGAAACAGCUUCGUCCUCGAGUGCCAGCUCUGACUCCUCCCAAUACCGCUCGCCCUCGGAGCGCGACAGCGGCAGCAUAGUCACCAUUGAUGCGCAUGCCCCCCACCACCCUGUCGUGCACCUGUCCUCUGGCAACGGGCCCUGGGAGUGGAAGGCAGCUGCCGGGGCCAAAGGUGCUGAGCUUGGGAGUGAUACCUAUGAGCUGGGGGAGCUGGCGGGCCGUGAUUACCGGGCUGGGGGCAGCUUCCGGGCCAGCAAGGCCCCUGGUGUGUCCCCCGGAUCUUCCAUCAGUGACGUGGACCAGGACGAACCACCGCGUUUCACCGGCGUAGCCACCGUCAACCUGGCCACAGGCGAGGGGAUGCCGACCCCAGGCGAAGGGGUGCUGGGACCCGCCAGCAGGGAGUCCACUCUUCGGCGCAAACCUGGCAGCCUAGCGCUGUCUGAAAGGGAUGGGCACGGAGAAUCUGAGGCUGAGAGUUACUACAAGAAGAUCCCAGCUGGCCGCCGGUUUAAGGACUGAGAACCCAGCCUGGGGGCUGGAUCCCAGCCACCACUAUCCGUCGGCUUGUUUGCCCUGGUCCAGGGAGACUCUGUCUCUUGGUGCUCAGGGCUCAGAGCCAGGCAUUCAUGCUGUGGGCAGAUCUGUUGCCCAGGGGACCAGGAGAUGGUAAGGAUGGGGCAGGGGACAAAGAAGAGGGCUGGGGAGGGGAAUUUGCUUCAACUAAUGGCCUCCCCAGACCUUAGGGCCUGAAGAGGCAUGGGGAAAAGGGGCGAUACCAAACCCCCUGAUGGGUGGGAGGGGACACAGUGGAUUUUAUCAAAGGGAUAACUGUAAAUAGGAAAUGGUGGGGAAGGGUGAAAGGGGGAGGGUGGAGUAGGGACUUGGGGCACUGCUCAUGGGGUGGCAUGGGUCUGGGUGGGUGAGAGGACAUGGGGGCUAGAAGGCAGAGUCCAGCAUUGAUUGUAAAAUACCAUACAAUACAAAGUUUGGUGAAAAAUAAAGAUUUCCAAACACCA